Messenger RNA from Hydra vulgaris (swiftwater hydra), 848 nucleotides. Lineage: Eukaryota; Metazoa; Cnidaria; Hydrozoa; Anthoathecata; Hydridae. The record is from RefSeq and is a predicted model, not a curated record.
AAAGAACAUUGCUUUAUGAAUCAUCCUCUGAAUACCAACGAUUACAAAACAGCGGAAAACCCUGCAUUACUUCCUGAAAAUCAAAUUGUUAAACAUUUGCUACAUAAACUACAUUUAAUGCUUAAGAAUUCAUCUUUUAUUAGGAUUUUAAGUUCAAAGGAAAGUUUAUUAAGUGUUAUGCUCUACGGGUUGUAUGGAGUUGUUGGUAUCGGAAUUGAGGAAAUUAUACCCGUUUUUUUAGCAACUUCUAAAGAUUAUGGCGGAGCUGCUAUGACAGUAUUUGACAUUGGCAUUAUGUUGUUAGUUUCAAGUAUUUUAUUUAUAAUAGCACAAUUUAGUACUUCAAAGUUACAAUAUAGACUUGGUGCUAAAACGACAUUUGUUGGGUGCAUCUUUAUUUUUGCUUGCGCGACUCCAUUAUUACCAUGCUCUACACUACCUCAAAAUAAUAAACUGCGAUGGGUCCUUCUAUUGAUUAUUCAAGUUCUUAUUAAUGUUGUAAAUAAUGCAUGUUUUAUUUGCGUUAACAUAUUUUUGGGUAAUAGUGUUGAACAUGAUCUUUUGGGUACAGUUAAUGGUUUGGGAAUGUCAGUAUCUUGCAUUGGAAGAGCUCUGGGACCGACAAUCUUUGGUUUUUCCUUCAGCUGGUCGUUGUCAAACAUUGACCAACAUAAAUUUGGAUUUCCAUUCAAUCAAUUCUUUGUUUUUUUUCUAAUAUCCAUUGGCUGCUUACUUACUUGUGCAUACGUUUAUUGGUUUAUUCCAUCUACGUUAAAUAAAAGAAAAGUGCUUCCAGAAAAAAGUUAAACUGUAUUUAAACGUAUUGAAUUAAAUAAAUAAAAAAUUUU